AUGGCUCGAUCGCAAAAGAAAUGGAUACUUAUUCCCACUGAACUGAUUGGUUCAUUACCUCGUGCUGCUGAAUUAGUCGAAUAUCAACGAGCUCAUAAAGAUGGAGUAUUAUCAACGAAUCGUUUGGCUUUUCUGCAAGAAAAAGAUAUUCGAGAUGUUUUGCGUGAUCUUGCACGAACUGGUUCAUUACAAUUAACCGAUGGUGAACUAACGAAACCUUCAUUUAUUAAUUAUCCUAUCUAUGACUUAGCACAAUAUAAUUAUUCAUUUGAUGAUAAAAACAUAACAACAAUCACUUAUGCUGAUGGACAUCAACGUUCUCUUCCACAAUUGAUUAAACCACCAUUUCGUUAUGCUACUUUUGCUGUUAAAUAUCUUCAAGUAGCACAAAAGUUUACUUUACGUCCAUUGAAACAAGCAGUAAUAGCUCCAUCUGUUCUUUCACUUGUUUAUACUGAAGAAACAAUUAAAAAUUAUUCGAGAGAACAAUUUCUUAAUGAUUUAAUAAAUGAAGCAGAAAAAGAUGUUCGACAAUGUUUAGAAGCAGGUGCAGAUAAAGUUCAACUUGAUUUUGCUAAAGCUAGAUUAUCAUUAAAAAUGGAUCCAAGUGGAAAUUUACUUAAAGAAUUUAUUGAUAUUAAUAAUCGAAUGUUAGAUCGUUUUAAUCAAGAAGAAAGAAAAAGAUUAGGUGUUCAUGUUUGUUCAGGUAAUGAUAGAGGUAGUACUCAUUCUGCUGAUGUUGAUUACUCACGAGUAUUAAAAGAAGUUUUUCAACUUAAAUUAAAUAAUUUUUAUUUACAAAUGACAACUGAACCAGAUCCUGAAAGUAUUCUUUCUCUUAUUGGUAUACUUAUCAAACCUCAUCAUCGUGUCUUCAUUGGUGUUAUCAAUCCAAGAGAUUUAUGUGUAGAAACACCUGAAAUAGUUCGAGAGCGAGUUCUCAAAGCGGCUAAAUACAUUCCUAUGGAGCAAUUAGGUACAACAGAUGAUUGUGGUUUUUCUCCAUAUAAUGAUAAUGAAUCAAUUACAAGAGAAAAAUGUUAUGAAAAGAUUCGAGCUAGAGUUGAAGGAACAAAACUAGCUGAAGAAAUACUUAAUUUGUCAAGACAAAAGAUUCGUUGA
This is a messenger RNA of Rotaria sp. Silwood1, 1122 nucleotides long. The record is from the annotation of a GenBank genome assembly. Lineage: Eukaryota; Metazoa; Rotifera; Eurotatoria; Philodinida; Philodinidae.